AUGUCAGCUGUGGCCAUUUUCUCAUGUAGACCAAAUUCACACCCAUUCCUUGAGCGACACAUCUCUCUCCAUGAACCAGUCAAAGUAGGCAGAUCUGUGGCUAAGGCUCGCCCAUCUCCCACCAAUGGCACAUUUGACUGCAAAGUUCUGUCAAGGAACCAUGCUAUGCUUUGGUAUUCUAAUGGAAAGUUCCAUCUGCAAGAUACCAAGAGUAGCAAUGGUACAUUUGUCAACAACCAGAGGCUCAGUAAAGGUUCAGAGGAGAGUGCACCCAGAGAGAUAUUUUCUGGGGAUAUUAUACAGUUUGGGGUUGAGGUAAUGGAAAAUAACCGAAGGGGUGAAAAAAUUACCCAUGGUUGUAUAAUUGCUACUGUAACAUUAUUUCAUCCAGAUGGACGUGAGGCCAAGCCUAUGUACCCCAACUGUAAUACUCUUCUAAAUAAUCCAGCUUCACCAGGAGUUACGAUACAGUCACAAGAACUCUACCAGCUGGCUCAAUACCUUCAGGAGGCCCUACACAGAGAGCAAAUGUUGGAACAGAAACUCUCUGCGUUACAGGACCUUGUACAACACACACAAGAAGCAUCAGAAAAUGGCUGGCAGGCCUUAAUUGAUGAAGAUAGAUUAUUAUCCCGGUUAGAGGUUUUAGAAAGUCAGCUGAAUACUUAUUCUAAGAAUCAUGCUGAAGACACUCUUCGACAAGAACUAGUAGCUCUACAAGAUGACAAGCAUCAUUAUGAAACGACAGCAAAGGAAUCCUUACGGAGAGUGUUACAGGAAAAGUUAGAGGCUGUGAGAAAGAUAUCAGAUCUUGAGCAAUCGCUUGGCAACACUGAAAACGAAUGCUGCUACCUGAAGGAGAUCACAGAGAAAACUCAGAAUGACCUCAAGCAGUUGGCAGAAGAUUACCAAGAACAACGGAAAGAGGUGGAGCAGCUGCAGGAGAAGCUGGAAGAAGCUGAACGAAAGCAUCAAGAAGAACUGGAAAAAAUUGAGAAAGAAAAACAUGAGCUGAAUGAAAAACUUGAAGAAAUGACAAAGCAAGAAAAAAUACUUUAUGCCAAGGUUGAGUCUUUACAAGCUGACAAUGAUAUCUCCAAGGAACAGUUGACUGCCAUCAAAACAAAAUGGGAAAAUAUCAAAGAGCUUGAGGGGGAUAAUAAGAUUAUUCCUUUGCAUGAUGACAUAUCAAUUCUCUUGGACAAAAACAAACUAGGUGAACGGCGGAUGGAGAUCAUUCCUAUCACCAAACUUGGCCAGGAACCAGAGGAAUGGCAAGAAAAAUUACGAGAUACCCAGUAUCAAAUAGUAAAUUACAAAGCCAAAAUUCAAGAACUGGAAACUCAGUUAAAAGAAAGCCGAGAAAAGGUUGAACAGAUACAAAAUGAGCUUGACUUGGCCAACGAAGAUUCCAACAAAUACAUUUUGAAAAUUGCUGCCUUGGAAAAAAAGUUACAACUGUCCGAUAUGCAUAUGAAUCAAAUGGUGGAUAACACUAUGGAUAAUUUAAAACUUCAACUGAAAGAGUCACAAAGACAGACAGAUUGCAGUAGUAACUUAAAUACACAUUUAGUAGCAGAAAUUGAAGAGUUGGAAUCUGAGUGGACAUUACAACGUCCAGAAAAGGUUGACCAGCAAGGAGAGAAAUUCGACAAUGACACUUUAACCCAUUCGCCCACCAAUCAAAUGGCUAAUCAUGUUGAUUCUGAGAAACCUCAACUCAUUGAUGUAGAAAAGCUAAAAGAACAAUUAAGAAAAGCUGAAGCAACAACGAGGGAUGUAAAACAACAAAUCUUGGAUUUACGUGACCGCAUGCUUGAAGAACAAGAACAAAGUCACUUAAUACAGGAACAAGCUGACCAUGUCAGAAAUCAACUUGAACAUGAGAAAACAAGGCAUAAAGAGACUCAAGAUGAGCUUAUGGAGAAAAAGCGACAACUCCAGGAGGCACAACAAUCUGCCAAACAAAACCGAAAUGAGGCAGAACAGCUCAGAAAUAAAGUGAAGGUUCUACAGGAAGAACUUGAAACUGAGAAAAAUACUCGUCAAAAAGACACGCACCAUGGUAAGAGCAUGCACGACUCGACGCACAGGCCCACAGCAAAAAGCAAAAGUGAAUUGAAUUCAUUGAAAGAAGAAUGUACAAACCUGAGGAAGAGGAUACAAGCUAUAGAAGCUGAGAUGAAGCUAUCAAGGAAAGAAAAUUUGCAGCUGUCCUCUGAUUACAACAAACUGCAAGAAUCUUACCGAGAGUUGGAGGCAUUAAAAGACAAACUGGAACACAAAGAGAUCCUUUGGAAGUCCAACAUGACUGAUGCCCAGAAAGAGGCUGAGCAGGCCAAACAGGAGAUGGGUCAGACGAAAGACCUAAUGGGUGAACUGACCCACAAAUGCGACCAGUACACAGAAGAAGUAAGCAAUCUUCGGCAAGAACUUGGCAGUAUGCUGGAAGACUACCGUUAUCUCAGGGACAAAAGUAAAUUGCUGUCGUUCAUCUCCAGCAUUCCUCUGUUGAUUCUGCUGUUUGCAGUCCUUUUGGCCUUGUAUCCAACUCUAGAAGGAAUCACUGCCACCUCAGCUUCCGAGCGUCAUCCUAAAAAUGGCCUUAUCGGAAUUGCAAAUAUUUCUUCUCAUCUAAUAAAUUGGUGCCUGGUAUCUUCCUGGCCAACAGUGUGCAAGUAUGAUGGGUUAGAACACCUUGGUGCGAAGAAAGGUCAAAAAACAGGUAUUUUUCUUCGUUUUUUUUUUUCUUUUUGCACUUUUUCUUUCUUCAUAUUUUUGUUAGAUUUCUUUUUUGUUUUUGCUUUCUCACUUCGUUAUUUUUUCCUUCUUCGUUUUUGUAUUUUUCCUCCUUUUCUCCCUUUCUUUUUCUUUUCUUUCUCUUUUUUUUUUUUCAGGAAUUGCACAAAAAAAAAGAGUUAG
Messenger RNA from Acanthosepion pharaonis, 2922 nucleotides. The record is from the annotation of a GenBank genome assembly. Lineage: Eukaryota; Metazoa; Mollusca; Cephalopoda; Sepiida; Sepiidae.